AUGGACACCUAUGCAGAGGACAAAGAGCACCCCUCAAUCACAGCCGAAGAAGAUAAUGCUCAAGAUUCUGGCCUCUCUGACGCGGGAAAGCCGAUCUUGCCUCGCCGCCGCUUGGCAACCCUCUACGACGCCGUUGCAGGAAGGGUUACCAAAGACACGGCUCUCAGAAAUGAGAUAUCAGAUCAGAAAAACUCACAUGGGCACUCCCACCAACGGCAGGAACGGCAACGCAAAGUUACCAGGCACUCUACUCGUGGCACAUCAAUAGCCCCCCAUGAAGUACUUUUCCGGCGCAAAGACGCGCCGGAGCGGUACGCUGAGCACGAUGUGUACAAUGCGCACGAGAGAGAUCUGCCUCGUGGCGGGAGGGACAUUCUCCCCCACAGCGAUCUUCUCAAGUCGGUCCACGCGUACUCUAGCAAGUUCUACGGGGCCAUGGAACGAAGGAGGAACGAGGUGAAUCGGGAAACAGAAGUCGGCGGCGGCGCUACUGGUGGACGUAGCGUCGACGAGCGGAGCAUGGACGAGACCGCUCUGCUCGCCUUUGGGAUCCUGCUCGAAGAAGCCAGCAGGGAGGUCCUUGGUCAACGGGGUGAUUUGGUAUUUACAGAGGGUGUUGUUGGGCCGGACGGUUCAAGCGGAGAUGAAGUGGCGCAGCGUACAGAGUCUACGGUUGGUUACCGAGUCGUCGAGUCGUCGUUGAGAACGGCAACUAACAGCUCUGUCACCGGAAGGAGAUUGGCAAAGAGGAGGAGAUUGGCAAACUCCAACGAUUGA
Molecule: messenger RNA, 777 nt
Organism: Metarhizium brunneum ARSEF 3297
Lineage: Eukaryota; Fungi; Ascomycota; Sordariomycetes; Hypocreales; Clavicipitaceae
Biological process (GO): nucleolar large rRNA transcription by RNA polymerase I
Cellular component (GO): RNA polymerase I upstream activating factor complex
Molecular function (GO): RNA polymerase I cis-regulatory region sequence-specific DNA binding
Source: RefSeq, a predicted model, not a curated record